Messenger RNA from Fundulus heteroclitus (mummichog), 4497 nucleotides. It is a transcript of the gene kif16bb, whose product is annotated as kinesin family member 16Bb. NCBI's taxonomy places the organism in Eukaryota, Metazoa, Chordata, Actinopteri, Cyprinodontiformes, Fundulidae. The record is from RefSeq and is a predicted model, not a curated record. Gene Ontology annotation, molecular function: microtubule binding; microtubule motor activity; ATP binding. Bases 79 to 4035 code for a protein of 1318 amino acids. Gene Ontology annotation, biological process: microtubule-based movement. The transcript has 18 exons.
AAGGCGUUAUCAGAAGGUGAAGGAGGAGCAGACGGGUGGUCUGGCGGCUUUUUAUUUUCUUGUCCAGUUUGGUUAAUAAUGUCUUCGGUGCGAGUUGCGGUCCGAGUCCGUCCUUUGAGCAAAAGAGAAAAGCUGUUAUCUUCCAAGGUGAUAAUCCACAUGAAAGGGGACACAACAUCUAUUCAUAAGCCUUCAUCUGGUCGAGGGGAGAAACUGAAGGACAGAGGGAAAACGUUUUCCUACGACUUCUCCUUUGACUCAUCUGAUGUGAACAGUCCCACGUUUGCAUCGCAGGAGAAGAUUUUCAAGGACUUGGGCUCUGACGUUGUAAAAGCAGCAUUUGAUGGUUUCAACACCUGUGUGUUUGUGUAUGGUCAAACAGGCUCAGGGAAGUCUUACACCAUGAUGGGACAUAAGUUGGAUAAAGGUUUGAUCCCGCGGAUCUGUGAGGGACUGUUCCAGGAGAUAUCCAACAGAAGCAAGAGCGACGGCGUGUCAUUUCACACGGAGGUCAGCUAUCUUGAAGUUUACAACGAGCGCGUUCAGGACCUCCUGAAGAAGAGACCACCAUGCUCAGAAGGUGGAGGCUUGAAAGUCAGGGAGCACCCUACAGAUGGACCCUAUGUUGAGAAUCUAUCAAAACAUGUGGUGCACACCCUGUGUAACAUGGAGAGCCUGAUGACCGUCGGCAAUGCCAACCGCACCAUUGCCAGCACAGGCAUGAAUGACUUCAGCAGCCGCUCACACACCAUCUUCACCAUAACCUUUACCCAGGGAUGGUUUGAUGGGGAGCUGCCGCAUGAGAGACGGAGUAAGAUCCACCUGGUGGACUUGGCCGGCAGUGAGAGAGUCAACAGCACGCAGACCACAGGCAUCAGGUUGAAGGAAGGUGCCAACAUCAACAAAUCCCUGGUCACCUUGGGCAGCGUGAUCUCAGCUCUGGCUGACCUCUCAGUGAGUGGACAGUCGGCAAAAAAGAAGCAAACGUUCAUUCCUUACAGAGACUCUGUGCUGACUUGGCUACUGAAAGAUAGCCUCGGGGGAAACUCCAUAACUACAAUUAUAGCAACCAUCUCUCCUGCUGACGUGAACUACGAGGAGACGCUAAGCACUCUGCGCUUCGCCAGCCGGGCUAAAAGCAUAGUGAACACCCCCACAGUGAACGAAGAUGGCAGCACCAAGGUGAUCAGAGAGCUGCAGGCCGAGGUCGCGAGGCUCCGAUCACUACUAGCUAAAGCCGCUCAGGUCUCUGAUGGGGACUGGUCUACCUCUAUAAAGGACAACCUGCAAUGCAAUGAAGAAAAGGCGGAAAGUGUGGCUCUGAGAAAAGAGGGGAGCGGAGUCGUCUUGGACUGCCAGUUACCUCAUCUGAUGAGCAUCAAUGAAGACCAGCUCGCCACAGGAGUCUAUUUGAAAGAGGGCAGAACCUGGAUUGGUAGUGAUGGAGCCUCAUGUAGUCAGGAUAUUGUGCUUUCUGGACCUGAACUCCUCCGUGAACACUGCCUGCUUGAGAACUGUGCUGGGAUUGUUACUCUGCUCCCUCAGGAUGGCGCGCUGUGCUCAGUUAACGGCUCUGUGGUCACACAUCCCUGCCAGCUGACUCAUGGUGCAAUUAUACAGCUAGGAAGAGGACCCAUCCUGCGCUUUAACCACCCAGGUGAAGCUUCACAGCUGAGAGAGAAACAGCAGAGUGGGCUGCUGUCUGCAUCUUCCCUUUCUUUGACUGACUUGUCCAAAUCUGGAGAGAAUCCAUCCAAGGCGAAGCUGCAAAACUCUGGUCAGAUGGAUGUGCUGGCUGCAGGGAGCGAGUCCAAAGACCAACAAAUUUGUCCUAAAUCUACUCCUACAGAGAACCUAAUUACAGCCAUUCCUGAAAGAGAUCCUGUCCCUCAAACACUCUUCCAGUCGGGCGGAGAUGCACUUCAGGGUCAAGGAAGCAUCUGGGAUGGCCAGGAGCAGGAGAGGGACUCGUGUCAUAAAUCAGGGCCAGGGCUCGUGUCUGAGAGCCCGCAGAGGACAACUCAUAGUGGAGCUGGUGUUGCAAGUUGUGAGAGAGGGGAAGUUUUGUCAGGGGAUGGCAGCCUACAACAGACAUGUGUCCUGGGCCCCGGUGAUGGAUGUGGCACGAAGCCAGAUGGGAAUGCUAAUGAGAUCCAAGGUGUCGACGCAGACUGCUAUAAGGGGAGACCCGGCUCUGGUGGGAGCUCAUUAGGCAGCGUGUCCCACCUGCAGAGAAGCGGAGGAAGUGGCUCCUUGUCGGUCCUCCCACAGACCGGCACUUAUUCUCAGCUCGACAGAAAACCACUUAGCAGUCAGGUGGCCUGCUGUCCACCCAAAGACGCUGCUUUCCAGGACCGGUACAGUUGUGGCGAGACGGAUGAAACUGGAAGUUUGAAGGAGAUCAAGGGAGCUGCAGAAAACCUAGUUAGAAAACCAGGGCUGGGCUCCUUUUUUUGCAAAGUUUCCUGUAUCGUCCACAACGCACGGAGUUUCCUUCAGAGGUCUCCAGCAUUUCUGCACCAGUUGACAACUGAGAAAUUGCAACCUGUUGGCGCCUGCCUGUCCAGCUGUGUGUUGUCUAUAGUGAAGGACAGCCACAUCCUCUCCAUGGUCGGAGGCAGCUUUGCCUUUUCUCUCAUCAGUAAGACUCCCGUUUUCUCUGCUGUGAAAGGCCUGCCUCUCGUACAGCACAUCCAAAUGAAUAUAACUCAUCACCUUCAGCCCAAUGAGGCAGCUCUUAUGAUUCAAGACUGCAGUAAUCCCAGCAACACACAACUCUCAGCCCAGACGCCAAGACAAACCGUGACAGAGAAAUUGGGAGGCGAUGUGCUGCAAAUCUCGGAGGAUUUCUGCAAGAGAGAUUUGCAAUCACCAGAAAAGCAAGAUGGGAAUAAUAUUCAAAUAAAACGAGAAGACAAAACUAUUCCAGAGCCUUUGCUGCCAAAACAAAGGCUGCCUCUCUCUUACGGCAAAGGCUGCAGCACAAAGGUUUUCCAAGCAACUGAAGAUGAAGAUCAGACGGGAACUGUUGACGUUUGCAUGCAAACAUUGAUCAAAUAUCCUAACCCGCUUCUGAAGCUCCAGACUCUGCCACCGGGAGAGCUGAUGGGUGUUGUACAAUCACUCUCCUCUUCGGCGCCUACCUCCCAGAGCAUUGUAGCGCUUCACUGGUUGAACGUAGCCAAAUGUGGGCAACCAGAUCCCCAGCCUGGCCUCGUGAUUCUGACAAAAACUGAUCUCUACGCACUGACUGCCAACUCUGGGCCCCUCGUCUUGUUCCAUCACCUCCCCUUGUUGCAGCUGCGGGACGUACUGAUGGGCUUUGCUGGCCAAAGUUUACGUUUAAUGGGCACUACAGAGGAAAGCGUCCUGGGUGUUUAUGCUCACAGCCAGAAGCAAACCAAAGAGCUCUGCUGGGCCAUACUAAAUGCUGUCUGUUGUGGGGACAGCAGGAUAUAUCAGUACCGACUGCUGCAUGAAAACUUGAUGAAGCUAUCCCUAGAGUGUGAAGACUUUGUGCCCGACCUGCUGCUGGACUGUGGUUUAAGGCUUUACUGUCAAUUUCAGAGGAGUUUGACUGAACUGCUGUAUCUUAUUUAUUGUAAUAUGGAUCAAGUGGCAGUCACUAUAGGAGAGUUGGAGCUAUUGAUGUACACGAGUGUGGCCGUGCACAUGAGGUGUCAUAUUCAUAGUGAACAGAUGGCCCAGUUCUUUCUUACUGAUACCCAUCUUGGUCUGGCAAGAGAGGAUGUUGUGUUUUCAGGAGCAAAGUUCCCUCAGUUUGACAUUUUGACUCUUUGUCGGUGCGCGGAUGUGCGCUGCAUUCUGGUGCACGAUGAAGACGGCAGCGGAUCCGUCAGGCUGGAUGUAAUCGUUGGAAAAGCAAGGGCCAGGGGUCACCCUGAGAGCGCGACGAAGCCUGAUACCCCGUCUGAACAUCCUUUCAAUUCAUCUCCGCACGCAGAAGUGUGGAAAUUAACUUUCAGUAGCUCCGCGGAGGCCACCUGCCUGAUUAAUCACUUGUCAAACUUCUGAUCAAGGAGUGAACGGUUGGUAAUGAACAGCCCAGCUUGAAAACUCUCUCUCUUACUGGGAGCAGUGGCAAAAAGUGCAUUCUAACCAGACACUGCAAAGGAUGACUUCUCCCUUUAAUGACAGAGAAAACAAUGACCUACUUUAAAGUUUUUGAAUAAUUUUAUUUCUGUCAUAUUAAUGUCAAAUGGCUUCUGCACUCUGAAUUUUAUCUUUAAAACACUUGAAUAUCUUAUCAUUCACUGCUUAGUUUGGUGUAAUUUGUAAUGUUUUUUAAAUUACUAUUUGAUGUCUUGGCAUUGGGGAUUAAACAUGUCUGUUACAUUAAUAGGUUUUGUAUUUUGUAUUGUUUUUACGUCUGAUAAAAUGGAAAAUAAGGUGAUAUGUUCUGUUAUAAUGUAUUUUAUAAAAAAAAGUAUGUGAAUGUUUAAAAUAAAAGUUGAGUCUACUUCUGCUUUUGAGGUC